Molecule: messenger RNA, 1428 nt
Organism: Stegastes partitus (bicolor damselfish)
Lineage: Eukaryota; Metazoa; Chordata; Actinopteri; Pomacentridae
Gene: gnb5a
Product: guanine nucleotide binding protein (G protein), beta 5a
Exons: 11
Coding region: 1-1086 (361 amino acids)
Biological process (GO): signal transduction
Molecular function (GO): protein binding
Source: RefSeq, a predicted model, not a curated record
AUGAGAUCCCCUCUAAUCCCUGAAAUGGCGACACAGGAGGUACAGCUGAACGAGACUCUGGCUCAUCUCAAAACGGAGUCGGAGACGCUGAAGUCGAAGCUGGAGGAGGAAAGAGCGAAGCUGCACGAUGUCGAGCUACAUCAGGUGGCAGAGAAGGUGGAGGGACUGGGUCAGUUCGUCAUGAAGACCCGGAGAACUCUGAAGGGACAUGGAAACAAAGUUCUGUGUAUGGACUGGUGCAAGGACAAGAGGAGAAUCGUCAGCUCCUCACAGGAUGGAAAAGUGAUUGUGUGGGACGCUUUUACCACCAACAAGGAACAUGCUGUGACAAUGCCUUGCACCUGGGUGAUGGCCUGCGCCUACGCCCCCUCUGGCUGCGCUGUAGCUUGUGGGGGCCUGGAUAACAAAUGCUCCGUGUAUCCCCUGUCCCUGGACAAGAACGAGAACUUGGCUGCGAAGAAGAAGUCAGUGGCGAUGCACACAAACUACCUGUCUGCCUGUAGCUUCACCAACUCGGAUAUGCAGAUCUUGACGUCCAGCGGGGACGGAACAUGCGCUCUGUGGGACGUUGAGAGCGGGCAGCUGUUGCAGAGUUUCCAUGGACACGCAGCAGACGUGCUCUGUCUGGACCUGGCCCCAUCUGAGACUGGAAACACAUUCGUCUCUGGGGGCUGUGAUAAGAAGGCUAAUGUGUGGGACAUGCGUUCAGGACAGUGCAUUCAAUCCUUUGAAACUCAUGAAUCAGACAUAAAUAGCGUGCGAUACUAUCCCAGUGGAGAUGCUUUUGCGUCUGGCUCAGAUGAUGCUACAUGCCGUCUGUAUGACUUGAGGGCAGACAGAGAAGUGGCUAUUUAUUCCAAAGAGAGCAUCAUAUUUGGGGUCUCCAGCGUUGAUUUCUCUCUCAGUGGCCGGCUACUGUUUGGUGGCUACAACGACUACACCAUAAAUGUUUGGGACGUUCUCAAAGGAACACGAGUCUCUAUUCUGUUUGGACACGAGAACCGUGUCAGCACGCUGCGUGUUUCCCCGGAUGGAACGGCCUUCUGCACAGGUUCCUGGGACCACACUCUUCGGAUCUGGGCUUAAGCAUCAAGACACAAAAGGAUCAAAUAGUAGACAGACCUGGUGAAGACACGCUGAUGUUUCUGUUUGCUAGAGUACAAUCACACAAAUAGAGACUCAGUUUUGGUUGUACAUAGAGCAUAUCAAUAGCAGUGUAUAUACUCCCGUCUCUUGGCCAGGGUAGGUUUACAUAUUUCAAAGAGUGAUUAAACCAAAUGGCACGCUUGCACAGAAGUAAUUAUGGUUACAGUGUAAAAAGUAUAUUGUAGAAAAUAUUGUUGGUAGUGACUUGCAUCAGUCUAGGAUAGAAGUGACACAAUAAAGUCAUGUAUUGUAUGUGCCCACAUAAAGGACAUCACUUGUUUA